Messenger RNA from Eucalyptus grandis, 2523 nucleotides. Its product is annotated as MDIS1-interacting receptor like kinase 2-like. Gene Ontology annotation, cellular component: plasma membrane. The record is from RefSeq and is a predicted model, not a curated record. The transcript is spliced from 2 exons. Gene Ontology annotation, molecular function: protein binding; protein kinase activity; ATP binding. Lineage: Eukaryota; Viridiplantae; Streptophyta; Magnoliopsida; Myrtales; Myrtaceae. The coding region runs from base 1 to 2523 and encodes 840 amino acids. Gene Ontology annotation, biological process: protein phosphorylation.
AUGACAAAAUCAACUCCAACCAGCCCUCUCUCCCUCUGCCUCUUCCUCUGUCUCAUCUUCUCGCUUCCAUUUCAGGCCUCACCAUCGCCGACCACAGAGGCGCAAGCUCUGGUCAAAUGGAAGAACUCUCUCUCUCCUCCUCCUCCACCACCUUCUCUGAGCUCAUGGUCACUCACCAACAUCCCCCAUCUCUGCAACUGGACUGGCAUUGCCUGCAACGGGGGCGGGUUGGUCACAGAUAUCAGCCUCCCUGGCUCAAGCCUCAACGGCACGCUCGAUGCGCUCGACUUGGCUUCAUUCUCGAACCUGACCCGCUUUGACAUCAGGUUCUUGGAGCUGGCGAACAAUUCCUUCGAAGGGGCGAUUCCUCGCUCCAUUGGACAAUUGAGAAAGCUUGAAAAGCUUGAAUUGAGAAUAAACGAGUUGACCUCUUCGAUCCCUUCGGAGCUCGGGCUCUGUGCUAACCUCACCUACUUAGCCCUUGCCGAGAAUUCGAUCUCUGGGGAGCUGCCUCUCUCACUGUCCAAUCUGGUCAGAUUGUCGGAAUUUGGAGCUUCAGAUAAUCGCCUGUCUGGUGAGUUACUGCCUGAAUUCUUGACGAAUUGGACCAAACUUAUUUCUCUGCAACUCCACAACAAUUUUCUCUCUGGGCAAAUUCCGACUGAAAUUCGAAGCUUGACCAAGGUCAGAUACCUCUACUUGGGCAACAAUUCGCUCUCCGGCUCCAUCCCUACGGGGAUUGGGAGCUUCAAGAAUUUGCUCCAAUUAGACCUUUCAAUAAACAAUCUCUCCGGGCAAAUUCCGCCCGAAAUUGGAAACCUAACCAAGCUCAAUUCCCUCUCCAUGCACAGCAAUUUGUUCUCAGGGACUAUUCCUCCGGAGGUCGGGAAUCUCACAUUGUUGACCUAUCUCGACCUUAGCAUGAACCAGCUUUAUGGAGAGGUCCCCGAGACCAUCUCUCGCCUUGCUAACUUACAGUGGAUCUCUUUGUUCAUGAACAAUUUCUCGGGAGGAAUACCACGUGAUUUCGGCAAGUACAGCCCUUCUCUGAGCGAUGUUAUAUUUUGGGACAACAGCUUCACCGGAGAACUGCCGCCAGAUUUAUGCAGCGGCUUUGCUCUUCAUUAUUUCAAGGUUCAUGGGAAUAACUUCACGGGGCCGCUGCCCGACUGCUUGAAGAAUUGUUCGAGGCUGACGAGUGUCCGUCUAGACAGCAAUCAGUUCACUGCAGAUAUCACGAGCACGUUUGGAGUUCAUCCGAAUCUGGUCUAUGUAAGCCUUAGCAACAACCAAUUUGUCGGGACUCUCUCGGCACGAUGGGGAGACUGUAUGAAUCUCACAAAUUUGCAAAUAGAUGGUAACAAAAUCUCUGGCCGCAUCCCACCAGAGCUCGGGAAAUUGUCUCAGUUGCGCGUCCUGACAUUAUCCAACAAUGAAUUGACUGGGAGAAUUCCCGACGAGAUGGGAGAUCUGGGGGAGUUGUUCAGACUGAACUUGAGCAACAAUCAUUUGGCUGGAAAUAUUCCUUUCUCGUUAGGAAAGUUAUCGAAACUCAGUUAUCUUGAUCUGUCGGCGAACGUGUUGAGCGGUGGCAUACCUGACGAGCUAGCGAAUUUCGAGAAUUUACUGAGCUUGAACUUGAGCAACAACAAUUUGUUAGGUAACAUACCAUCCGAGGUCGGGAAGUUGUCCACGCUACAGUUACUCCUAGACUUGAGCCACAAUUCCCUAGCAGGAUCAAUUCCCUCCAAUUUGGCAAAGCUUACUAAACUAGAAAGUCUCAAUCUUUCGCAUAAUAAUUUGUCAGGUAUGAUCCCGGCUUCUCUCUCCAACAUGGAGAGUAUAAGCUCUAUAGACUUAUCGUACAACAAGCUAACGGGUCCAGUUCCUAGUGGUAGGAUCUUCCAACAAGCACCCGAAAGUGCUUUUAUAGGGAAUUCGGGCUUGUGUCGAAACAUGACUGGAUUAUCUCCUUGGGGCAUGAGCUGUAAAUCGACCCACCAUAGAAAAAAAGUUCUGGUUGGUGUGAGCGUUGGCGUGAGCUGCUUACUACUUCUAGCGAUUCUAAUUGUUGUGAUUUUGCUGGUGCUUUGGCGGCAAAAAAGGCUUCUCAAUGAAGAGAUCAAGCAUCUUAAAAAGCACGAGAAAUCGGAGCAGAUCAUUUGGGAAAUGUUAAGGAAGUUCACAUUCAGCGACAUCGCCAAGGCCACCAAUGAUUUUAGCGAAGAGUAUUGCAUUGGAAAAGGCGGGUUCGGGAGCAUUUACAAGGCCGUAUUGGCUAGCAGCCAAAUCGUCACCGUCAAGAAGCUCAACGCACCAGAAUCCGGCAACGUUCCAGCGGUCAACUGCCAGAGUUUCGAGAACGAAAUCCAUGUGUUGACCCAGGUUCGGCAUCGCAACGUGAUCAAGCUCCACGGAUUUUGUUCCAUGAGAGGUUGCAUUUACUUGGUCUAUGAGUUUGUUGAGAGAGGCAGUCUGGCAAAGAUCUUGUAUGGAGGAACAGGAGCAGCUGAAUUGGAUUGA